UUUGUGCGAAUCGUUGAUUGCUCUGUUUAAUAGCUACUUGUGCACAGCCUGCUUAUCUCCGCCGUGAGUCGCCCGAGUCGAUCGAACCUUCAACCUCAACUCUCAACAGUUUCGCUCACUCUGGCUCUCUCGAAACUAAAUCCGCAACAAUGAUAAGAACUACUCAUAUUUCGCCAGUAGCAUCACCAGUGCUCUUUGUUCUCAAACAAUCGUUGUUUCCCUCUCUCAAUCUCUCUUCUUCAUUUCUCAAUUAUCACCAACUCUCCACACUUUCUUCUUUCCGAACCCUACUCCCCAAACCCCUCAAACCCUCUUCACUGCGGAGCGUGAAACGGCCCCAGCCUAUGAUAGGUCGUUUUCCAUGCGCUAAAGCUUCGUUUAGUGGUGGAAGUAGUGGCUCUGAAGGUGGUAAAGAAAUUUUGGUGCAGCACUUGCUUGUUAAAGAAGAUGACCUCAAGCUUUUAUUGGAUCUUCAGCGGAGGAUUGCUGAAGGAGAGGAUUUAAGUGAUCUUGCUGUUGAAUACUCAGUUUGUCCAUCUAAGCAAGAGGGGGGAAUGCUUGGUUGGGUGAGAAAGGGGCAAAUGGUCCCUGAAUUUGAGGAGGUUGCGUUUAGUUCGCCUUUGAACAAAGUUGCAAGGGUAAAAACUCAAUUUGGAUGGCACUUGUUGCAAGUUUUAUCUGAGAGGGAAGAAUCAUCUCUUCAAGACAUUCAGCCUGAUGAAUUUCAUGUUAAAAUGCAAGAUCCGGAUUUCCUUGAAGAGGCACAGUUGAUUGAUGUUCGAGAACCUGAUGAAGUUGCUCGAGCUUCUUUGCCAGGCUUUAAAGUUCUUCCUCUCCGCCAGUUUGGGACCUGGGGACCAGAUAUAACUACCAAGUUUGACCCUCAGAAGGAUACAUAUGUAAUGUGUCAUCAUGGCAUGCGGUCAUUGCAGGUUUCCAAAUGGUUGCAGACACAGGGUUUUAGGAGAGUAUUUAAUUUAUCAGGAGGAAUACACGCAUAUGCUACCAGGGCUGAUCCAUCAAUCCCUACGUAUUGACACAACAACUUUUCUGAUCCCCCAAUAGAUGUCUUACAAUACUAGUUACUUGAGAACCAUGUGCAACGGAUCGGGUCCUCUUUCUAUGCAACAUUCCUACAUGGUAAACAGUGUUCUGAACUUCAAGGGUUGAUAGAGAUUGAAAUUGUUGGUAUUGAAUUAAAUGGAGUGAGGAAAGAUUAACCUCAGAUUCAUAGAGGUUGAAAGAGAUUGGAUUGAAUGAGACUGAGAGAUGGGUACAAGGGGAGAAGCUCAGAUUUAAUUGUUGGGAGAAUAAAGAAAUAUAUUGUAAACUUAUCAGCCUUGUUAACCAUGCAUUUUAUUUUGUAUCGAGAUUUAGACAGAGUGACCGAUGAAUUAUUAUUGAUUGAGAUGGUACGUUGAUUAUCAGUAAUUGAACAAUUUGAUAAAUCCAA
Mangifera indica (mango) is the source of this 1453-nucleotide messenger RNA. RefSeq names its product rhodanese-like/PpiC domain-containing protein 12, chloroplastic. The transcript is spliced from 8 exons. The coding region runs from base 150 to 1037 and encodes 295 amino acids. Gene Ontology annotation, molecular function: peptidyl-prolyl cis-trans isomerase activity. The record is from RefSeq and is a predicted model, not a curated record. NCBI's taxonomy places the organism in Eukaryota, Viridiplantae, Streptophyta, Magnoliopsida, Sapindales, Anacardiaceae.